AUGGUGGUUUAUCUCGACAACCAUCUCGUGGUCUGUGGCUCGGCCAAGGUGCUCCUCAGUGCAGCAGUGGCCUCGGCAUAUGCGACGUUCCCGCUGAAGAGUCAAGCCAUGGGCCUCUCACAUACCCAGCGAGCAGAGGUGCUCUCUGCGUAUCCCCUGCUUUACCUGGCCAUGCUUUUCCCUGCUGGCGCAGCCUGUGACAGGAUGGAGGGGGCACGCCGGGCAAUGGCACUGGGCUUGGCAGGACUGGCCGUUAGUGUUUGUGGUUUUGGAUACUCCACUUCUGUGGUGCCUAGCCAGUUCGGCGGCGGACGUUUCCUCGGCAGCAUUCGUGGCUGCUGUAGCAGGGCCGAGGCUUGGCUACAUGGAAGGAUCACGACAGGCAGCUUUGCGGCGAGUGCAAUGAAAGGUGCCUUCUUGUACGACUCUGUGGGCUUCGCAGCAGCCAACUGCAUUUGGGGUCUAUUGGCCGCUGGUCUUGUCGCACCAGUCUUACACCUACCCGGACCCGCGCCGGAGGAUGCAUGCAAGCUGCUCGAGGAAGAGCCUGAGUUCGCAGAUGUUGGAGAGGUUCAAAGCGAUGCAGAUCUGGUGAGUUGUUCAAGGCUUCUGGUCCGCCUGUCGGCACAGGGAAGCCCCAUCUUUGCCUAUGGUGCAUGCAGCGGCGCCAUGUACUCCGGACUGGCCUUGCACAACAGGGCCAUAGGAACCCAGAAGAGCGCCUUACUUCAGUUGCUAGUGGCCGUGAGCUACCUUUUUGCUGCACCGGUCGUGGGCAGACAGUGUGAUGAAUGUGCAGGAGACUGGGCGGCCUUGAGCAAGAAGCUGGCUAUCGGCUGGACCAUUCUGUAG
Messenger RNA from Symbiodinium sp. CCMP2592, 852 nucleotides. NCBI's taxonomy places the organism in Eukaryota, Dinophyceae, Suessiales, Symbiodiniaceae. The record is from the annotation of a GenBank genome assembly.